UACUCAGCCUGAGUGCGCUCUCACCACUGCUGCUCUCCAUCCAUCUGUCUGCCUUUUAUUCUCUCUUUCUCUAUCCAUCACUACCCUGAUCUUUAUUCUGUCUUCUCUUCUCUACACUUACUUCCUGUUUCCUCUCAUCAUUUUUACCUCACGUUUUUCCUCCUCUCUAUAUCACCACUAAUCUUCCUCUAUCCACACAUACUCCUGAGCCUGAGUGUGCAGCACCUGUGCAGACUGGAGUUUGUCGGACAGAAGGUUUUUUUGUUUUUAAUUUUGUGCGUGUGUUGAACAGGGGGAGGGAGGGGAGACAACACCCAGGAACACCUGACCAACAUUUCAUCAAGAUAUGUGGAGACUUAGGAACUGAUUUCCUCCUCCAGCUUUUCCCCAGCUGUGUAUUUAUCUGUUUUGUAUUGCAACACCUGGAAUGCUUAACGUGGACUGAUGGAUGUUUCCGAAUUGUGCAUCCCUGAUCCUCUCUGCUACCACAACCAGCUGCUAACCAGAAUGCCCUCUGAGGACCGACAUCUAUCCUCCAGCUGUGGUUCUUACGUCAAAACCGAGCCUUCCAGUCCAUCCUCCUCGCUAGUAGACACCGGUAGUCACCACAGUCCCAGCGGCAACUCUGACGCCAGCGGCUACAUUAACGGCAGCAGCAGACACUCACAUGCAAUGGACUCCCCGCCGAUGUUCAACCCAGGCAUGCUCGGUGGUGGCGCUGCCGCUUGCCUACGCCGCUACGAGGAGUGCUCCGGCGUUGUGGCAGACGACUCGCCGAUCAAGUGCGAGUACAUGCUCAAUGCCAUUCCCAAGAGGCUGUGCCUGGUGUGUGGUGACAUUGCUUCAGGGUACCACUACGGGGUGGCCUCCUGUGAGGCCUGCAAAGCCUUUUUCAAAAGGACGAUACAAGGGAAUAUUGAGUACAGCUGUCCGGCCACCAAUGAAUGUGAGAUCACCAAAAGGAGACGCAAGUCGUGCCAGGCGUGCCGCUUCAUGAAAUGUCUUAAAGUUGGCAUGUUAAAAGAAGGUGUACGUCUGGACCGGGUGAGAGGGGGGAGACAGAAGUACAAACGGAGGUUGGACGCCGAGAACAGCGCCUACCUCGGCCUCGGCAUCCCUCCUCCAGCUAAAAAGCCAUUGACGAAGAUCGUUUCCCAUCUGUUGGUAGUGGAACCAGAAAAAAUCUAUGCCAUGCCUGACCCCACCAUGCCCGACGGAGACAUCAAGGCCCUGACCACGCUGUGCGACUUGGCCGACCGCGAACUGGUGGUCAUCAUCGGCUGGGCAAAACAUAUCCCAGGUUUUUCCUCUCUCUCACUGGCAGACCAGAUGAGUCUACUGCAGAGUGCUUGGAUGGAGAUCCUGGUGCUGAGCAUCGUGUUUCGCUCGCUGCCCUGCGAAGACGAGAUUGUGUACGCAGAGGACUACGUGGUGGACGAGGAGCAGGCGAGGAUCUCAGGCCUACUGGACCUGCACGUCGCCAUCCUGCCGCUCGUCCGACGCUACAAGAAGCUUCGCAUGGAGAAGGAAGAGUUUGUCACGCUCAAAGCCAUCGCCCUCGCCAACUCGGACUCCAUGCACAUAGAGAACAUCGAGGCUGUCCAAAGGCUCCAGGAUUCUCUCCACGAGGCUCUGCAGGACUUUGAGGGCUCCCAGCAUCCAGAGGACCCUCGACGGGCAGGCAAGCUGCUAAUGACCCUGCCUCUGCUCCGUCAGACCGCCACUAAGGCUGUUCAGCACUUCUACAGCAUCAAAAUGCAGGGCAAAGUCCCCAUGCACAAACUAUUCCUCGAGAUGUUGGAGGCCAAGGCUUGACACCUGGGCCAGAUGUUUGACAGACAGCAGCAUCACCCAAUGGGAGGCAAGGGUCAGCCCAUAAAAAAUAAAGGUGGUGUGCCAAUUGAGAGUGAAAGGAUGAAGCUUGGACUACUGAGUCAUGUUAACACUUUUAAAUGGUAAUACACAUAAAAGAAAAGGGGACUUGAAAUAGUUUUGAAAAGGGUGAAUAUCAACUUGAUUGACAUGGGAUCAUGAUGAUGUAUAUAAAGAUGUUGUGUACAGAAAUCAGGCAACCAAGGUCUUGUUAUAACCAGAGACCCAAUGCUCUAUAUCACCUGAAGCUUCUGUGAAUUUGUUUCUUAUCUUAUUUUCAUCUCAAAAUGGAAGUGUGUUAAUAUAAAUGUCCUGAAGAACCCUACGGCUACGUAGCCACAUUAUGUGUUUUUGGUUAUUUUUUCCAUAUUUUCUAAUCUCAGUUGUUAAAGCAAUAGUCUCUAACUGGUCUACAUAUAAUAUGUGUACUGUAUAUUGUGUGAAAUUGCACUGGGAGGGGGGUGAGAGAAUUGCUAGACAUAUUCUUAUAUUCGUCAUCAAAGAAAGCGGUACCCGCCAUGGGUCUGUAGGACUCUCUCGAUUUCCUCGUAAUGUAUUUACCUCGUAGUAGCUUCAUUGACUCAGCGGUUAGAGUCAACUUGGUGCUUACAGAAGGACAUUGGUUGGCUGGUGAUCAGAGUUCACAAAGAGUUUGCACUAAGCAUCUGUGAAUAAUGUGGCAAUAAUGGGUAUUGUAAUAGCGAGCUCUGUCUGGUAGCCUCUGAGUCUCAGUCAGUGGUUUUUGCUUAUGGACACUAAACUCCCUCCUCAUUCUUCACUUCUAUCUGUGUUCAGUGUCAUACACAAAUAUUGGCAACUAAGCAUACUGUGAAAAAUACACAUGAUAAGCUAAUAUUCUGUGCUGAGAAUUUUAAACUAUGGCUUGUUAAAACAUAUUUAUUUUAUUUAAAUACAGGUACAAUAACUGCAACAUCUAUGCAAUUUAAUGCAAUCUAAAAUGAUGUGUAAUGCAACCUCGUAGCCCUGCAAUAAAUACUACCUUUGUAAAGUUUAUAAUGUUCAGUUUGUGUCACAUAGGUGCUGAUUCAACUCUCUGGUUGUUUUGAGUCCAUAGUUUGUGAUGGUGCAGUAUUAGAUUGCAUUAUAUUGUAUAGGUUUUGCUUUUUUUCAUAUCCACACCCCUUUGUUUAGGUUGUAUGCUCAAACAAGUGUCACUAUAUUGAUAGCAUUAAUUCCACAGCUAAUCACAUUAGUCCUUUGUUUGUUUUUCGUCAAAGUCUUGUGUGAUACCAAAGUCUGUAUGAUCGCAUCUAAACUAUUUUUUAAUGAUCCAAUAUUUUGUUCUCAGUGUGGACUACAGGUUAAAUAUUGUGGCUCUGAGAGAGGAGAUUUUGACAUUUUGACUCUGUUGUCGCUGGGCAUUAAGAUUUCCAAAUAACUCAAGUGAGAAAAAAAAACUCAACAAAGCCCCCACGUCUUUAUGAAUGGACUCAAACUGGGCUUGAUCUCUCCCCUUUCAAACUAUUUCAGCAAGGCCAAAAUUCGCCCGUAUAUAAAUGGCCAAUAGACGUUUUCGCAUGCAAGUACACACAUCUGCCACAGCUUACGUUUGACAGAUAAUGUCUCCUUUUUAUCCUUGUGAUCUUUUUGAGUUUCAAGAUGGCAAGUUCAAAUAAAACUAAUGCAUUUUUUUUAAACUGA
Perca fluviatilis (European perch) is the source of this 3534-nucleotide messenger RNA. RefSeq names its product steroid hormone receptor ERR2-like. The coding region runs from base 445 to 1815 and encodes 456 amino acids. Gene Ontology annotation, molecular function: nuclear steroid receptor activity; steroid binding; zinc ion binding. The transcript is spliced from 7 exons. Gene Ontology annotation, biological process: regulation of DNA-templated transcription. Gene Ontology annotation, cellular component: nucleus. Lineage: Eukaryota; Metazoa; Chordata; Actinopteri; Perciformes; Percidae. The record is from RefSeq and is a predicted model, not a curated record.